AUGGCUGAUCAGCAGUGGUCGACUGCGUUCAAUGCGAACGUCUGGAAUGGGGCCGUACAUGCACGUGCAGACCAUUCCGUCAGUAAGCCGAUUAUGGUCGGCGGCAACAACGCCAGUCAAGCCGCUUCUCCUCGAUCAGAAUCUUAUGGUCCAGGCGUUCUACAAAUGGUCGUAGACAAUGUCCUGAGUGGUUCUCCGGCGUCUGUCAACACAAAGCACUUUAUGCCACAAAGGAACGACGUAUCGAUGCGUUUUGUGGAGCGCAGCGAUUUCCCUUCACGUACUGGUAACGAAGACAAGCGAUCUGACGUCGGUGGAUUGGGACUCCCACUCUCAUACGCUGUUCCCGUGUUCAAUACGACAUCGGAAGGCCAUGUGGGGACGCCUGACUUCCAGAUCACUCCGUACCUGGUACAAGGUGGUCAUGUUAUCGGCGGCACGACCACACUGCCGAUGCAGUCGAAGGCGUCCGGUGCAGGUGGUUACGGCUACGGCUCCUGGAGUACGGUAUACCCAACGAAUCAUGCGCUCACAACGCCUUCUAACAUCGAAAAUUCACAAAAUGGUGAGCUGCUCUGA
This is a messenger RNA of Ostertagia ostertagi, 579 nucleotides long. Lineage: Eukaryota; Metazoa; Nematoda; Chromadorea; Rhabditida; Trichostrongylidae. The record is from the annotation of a GenBank genome assembly.